CAACCCAUCUCUCUCUCUCUCUCUCUCUCUCCUUCUCUUCCAUGAAAAUCAUUCCCAAAUGGCUUCAGUUCACUUCAAUUCAACUUGCCAAAUGUAUAUACAAUCAUAAAUUUCUGUUUAUUUUACUUCAAUACUUCCAUACAUCUUUUUUUUUUUUUUUUUUUUUUUUUCUGUUACUGGAUAUAUUGCUUGGGAAAUGGUUUCCUGGAAUAGACACCCAUUUUUCCUCAUAACCAUUUAAAUAUAUACAUACAUAGAUAUAGAAUAUUUCAACCAAGUGUUUGCUGUCCCCUGCUCAUUUUCAUCCUCUGAACACUCGCUUUCUCUUCUCUUUCUUUCUCGUGGACUUGAAUUCUUGUGACCAAUGAUUUUUUGGCCAUAAAACCGGAUUUUUUUUUUUUCAAUUUUUCUUUUUUGGGGCGAUUCAACUUCAGACAAUGCAUGGGGUUUGAUGAUGCUUGAUGUUUGAUUGAAUUUUUUGUGAAUUUGGGUGGAGUUUCUGGGUUUGCUUUGUUCAUCUUGUUAUUUUACUUUCUAUUAUUUUAUGUCUGAGUUUCUGGGAUAGUUUUGUCUGAUUUUCUAAAAAUCAGUGUUCCAAAAGUACUAGAUUAGUGAAAAAAAAAGAAAAAAAUCUUGAUGAACAACGGUGAGGAAAGAAGGUUGAAUGGAGGGGCAGAAGAAGAUGAUGAUGAUGAAGAUGAAGAAAAUGGGGGUGGCCUUGAGGCCUGGGAGAGAGCUUAUGCUGAUGAGAGGUCCUGGGAAUCACUACAAGAAGAUGAGUCUGGCCUACUUCGACCUAUUGAUAACACCGCUCUCCAACAUGCUCAGUAUCGCCGCCGCCUUCGAACAGCUACUACUACCGCUCGAAUACAGAAGGGUCUCAUCCGUUACCUCUUCAUUGUCAUUGACCUCUCCAGGGGAGCUGCAGAAAUGGAUUUCCGGCCUAGUCGAAUGGCUGUUGUAGCAAAACAAGUUGGGGCUUUUAUUAGAGAGUUCUUUGAUCAGAAUCCACUUAGUCAAGUUGGUUUGGUCACUAUUAAAGAUGGGGUUUCUCAUUGCUUAACAGAUCUUGGUGGCAGUCCUGAGUCUCAUGUGAAAGCUUUAAUGGGUAAACUGGAAUGCUCAGGUGACUCCUCGCUUCAGAAUGCCCUAGAUCUUGUGCAUGGAUAUCUAAAUCAAAUUCCAUCAUAUGGUGUUCGGGAGGUUCUUAUAUUAUAUUCGUCUCUUAGUACUUGUGAUCCGGGAGAUAUAAUGGAGACUAUCCAGCAAUGCAAGAAAUCUAAAAUAAGGUGUUCAGUUAUAGGCCUCACAGCAGAGAUUUUUAUAUGCAAACAUCUCUGCCAAGAAACUGGUGGCUCAUACUCUGUAGCAUUGGAUGAGUCACACUUAAAAGAACUAAUACUGGAGCAUGCACCUCCACCUCCAGCAAUAGCAGAAUUUGCGAUUGCUAAUUUGAUCAAGAUGGGUUUUCCACAAAGAGCUGCAGAGGGCUCUGUGGCAAUCUGUUCAUGUCACAAGGAGGCAAAGGUUGGAGGAGGCUAUACUUGUCCGAGAUGCAAGGCACGUGUAUGUGAGCUACCUACGGAGUGUCGCAUUUGUGGGUUGACCCUCAUUUCCUCACCCCAUUUGGCCCGAUCUUAUCAUCAUCUCUUUCCGAUAGUACCAUUUGAUGAGGUUUCUCUGUCGCUUCUAAAUGAUCCACAUGUCAAAUUACCUAAAGCUUGUUUUGGUUGCCAGCAAAGUCUUCUCAAUGCCGGAAAUAAACCCAACCUUCGUGUUGCUUGCUCGAACUGCAAGCAGCAUUUUUGCCUGGAUUGUGACAUUUAUAUUCACGAGAGCUUGCACAACUGCCCGGGUUGUGAGAGUGCCAGGCAUUCCAAGCAAGAAACUCCCACUGAAGGGUGAUGAUCGGAUUUUAGACUCCAUAAUCUGCUGCUGGCACUAUCAGAAAAGUGGUGACCUCUCAAUAGUUAUAUGUUUUUAGCCACCGGAAUUUCCUAUAUUGAUCGAGACUGAUUCAUGGAUGCUACUGAUGCCAAACCAAUAUGCAUAAACAGUUUACUGCUCAUCCAAGUACACACUUCCAUGGACUUAACAUUUGAAGAGUAGGUUAGGUUGAUGUUUCCUGGUACACAGAUAAAUCAGAUUUUGUAGUGUUACUUCAACCGCUAUGAUCAAAUCCAGGGUUUAUUUUUAUUUAUUUUUGUUAUUAUUAUUUUUUUGAUAUACAUUGUAAUUUAUGGAAAAUUUUGUUUGAGCUAACUUUUUGACAAAAAGGAUGCAAGAGACCCUGUUUGAUAAACCAACUUUUUGUACUUUGUAACUGAAUAAGGGCAUCAAGUAUAUUAGUUCUGUAUUA
This is a messenger RNA of Ziziphus jujuba (common jujube), 2359 nucleotides long. Its product is annotated as general transcription factor IIH subunit 2. Gene Ontology annotation, cellular component: transcription factor TFIIH holo complex; transcription factor TFIIH core complex. The coding region runs from base 637 to 1905 and encodes 422 amino acids. Gene Ontology annotation, biological process: nucleotide-excision repair; regulation of transcription by RNA polymerase II; DNA-templated transcription. Lineage: Eukaryota; Viridiplantae; Streptophyta; Magnoliopsida; Rosales; Rhamnaceae. Gene Ontology annotation, molecular function: zinc ion binding. The transcript is spliced from 4 exons. The record is from RefSeq and is a predicted model, not a curated record.